Messenger RNA from Amorphotheca resinae ATCC 22711, 1379 nucleotides. RefSeq lists its product as hypothetical. Gene Ontology annotation, cellular component: cell wall. The coding region runs from base 156 to 1379 and encodes 407 amino acids. Lineage: Eukaryota; Fungi; Ascomycota; Leotiomycetes; Helotiales; Amorphothecaceae. Gene Ontology annotation, biological process: oxalate metabolic process. The record is from RefSeq and is a predicted model, not a curated record. The transcript is spliced from 9 exons.
GAACAUCAGAAUUUGCAAUCGGGUCCCCUGUGUCCGGAUGUCUUGGCUAUAUAACUCACAGGCUCACAGCCUUGACGGACGUGAUGAACUUCAACCGCCGCCAACCUCCCUGUUCUGAUCUUUGUUCAUUCUUUCCCAAGAGCUCUUGAGAAACCAUGAAGUACAGUUCCAUUCUCUGCUUGCUGCUGACCGCGGCUCCGGCUGUGUAUGCAAGUCCGGUGCUUCCGAAACGCCAGCAGUUCGCUCAGGGCGAGCCAAUUGAUGCCAAUGGCAAAGGUGGCCCAAUCCUCGGUGGAACAAACAAGGACCUUGAUCUCCAGAAUCCUGAUAACCUUGGCGAAGAGUCAACGGAUAGUGGACUGGUCACCAACCUGAAAUGGAGCUUUUCGGAUUCGAAAACAAAAAUCUACAACGGAGGUUGGGUCCGUGAGCAAGUGGUUACGGACAUCCCGCCUAGCAAAGACAUCGCGGGAGCGCAGCAGCACUUGAAGAAGGGUGCUUACCGUGAGCUCCACUGGCAUCGAGUGGCUGAGUGGGGUAUCGUAUACGCUGGAUCACUCCUUGUCUCCGCUGUCGAUGAGAACGGAAAGAACCAACAAGAUGUUCUUCAAACCGGAGACAUCUGGUAUUUCCCCAAGGGAUCAGCCCAUACUCUUCAAGGGCUUGCGGACGAGAAUGAAUACUUACUUAUCUUCGAUGAUGGUAACUUCGAUGCCACUGGAACAACUUUCAUGGUUGACGACUGGGUCGCCCACACUCCCAAAGACAUCCUCGCCAAGAACUUCGGUGUCAACGCCUCUGUCUUCAGCACCGUCCCAGCCACCGACCCUUACAUCCUGAAGGGCAACAUCAGCACCAUUCCCGCCAGCAGCCCAUAUGGAACCCUCUCCGGCAACAGCUCCUACGUUUACCACGCCUCGCAGCACCCAGCAACCCCAGCCCCUGGCGGCGGUGGAACGAUCCAGAUCGUUGACUCGCGCAACUUCCCUAUUGCAACCACCAUCGCCGCCGCCAUCGUGACUGUCGAGCCCAAGGGUCUGCGUGAGCUGCACUGGCACCCGAAUGCCGCUGAAUGGAUCUACUUCCACCAAGGCCAAGCACGCGCGACCGUUUUCCUCGGCGGCGCCAACGCCCGCACCUUUGACUUCACCGCUGGCGACACCGCUGUGUUCCCUGACAACUCAGGCCAUUACGUGGAGAACACGUCCGAGACAGAGAAGCUCGUCUGGAUCGAGAUCUACAAGUCGGAUCGCGUGGCAGAUAUCAGCUUGACCCAGUGGCUAGCCUUGACGCCGCCAGAGAUCGUGGCCCAGACGCUGAACAUUUCGCUCUCGGUCGUUGAGGGCUUGAAGAAGGAGAAGCAGCUUAUCGUUGCUUGA